Molecule: messenger RNA, 1490 nt
Organism: Aureobasidium pullulans EXF-150
Lineage: Eukaryota; Fungi; Ascomycota; Dothideomycetes; Dothideales; Saccotheciaceae
Product: nucleotide-diphospho-sugar transferase
Exons: 1
Coding region: 70-1251 (393 amino acids)
Biological process (GO): protein N-linked glycosylation
Molecular function (GO): glycosyltransferase activity
Source: RefSeq, a predicted model, not a curated record
CUGCGGCGGUGAAAGCACUAUCAACUCUCAACUCUCGACACUCGUUGCUCACUUUCCCCUCGAAAUACGAUGGCGCAGCAACACCUUCUCCCGCCGCCUUCGCCUCUCCCCCAAUUCCGCCGCAGACCGACGUUUCGCAACACAAAGACUUUCUGGAUCCCGCUUGUCACAAUCAUCAUUUUCCUGUCCAUCUUCUUCACGCCUCUGCCCCGCACAUACGACGAGCACCGCGAUGCCGUCAUCCAGACCAUCACCGACACGGCCAAGGACAUCAAGGACGUUUUGCCUCCGGUGCUCUCGCAUGACAACUGGCACCCCACCGAUCUCGACAAUGUAAAGGCCAAGUUCGCCUUCGCCACCUUCCUCGCCGGAAAUGCCGACCUCGACGAGAACUGGGAGAACGACCACUACUUCGUUGCUACGCGCAUCCUUGCAUACCAAUUGCUGCACGCUCCCGAAACCUCUUCUCGCGACAAGUCAAUCCCCUUCGUUGUGCUGGUUACUGAAAACGUUUCGGAGGAAAAGAGACAGAGAUUGCGCAAAGAUGGUGCGAUUGUUGUUGUGGCAGACUACAUCAAGGCCGACUGGGUCAAGACCGAGACCAGCACGUGGCAGGACGUCAUGACAAAGCUGCGCCUGUGGGAACUCACUCAGUUCGAGCGCAUCUGCUUCCUCGACGGCGACACUGUCCUGGUCGAGCCUUUGGACGGCAUUUUCGCCGAUCCUGCUGUUCACACCCGCGGCACCUUGACCCAGCCCGCCAUGAUCAAGUCGGAUGAGGGACAUCUGCCUCUCGAGUACAAUUUUGCCGGUGUGCCUGAGAUGGAGCGCGACCACGGUUACCCUCCCACCGACCAGCACCACGAUUUCCCCAACAUCAACUAUCUCAACGCUGGUUUCUUCGUUUUCCAGCCUUCGCUCGAGUUGUUCGACUACUACAUGUCGCUGCUGAAGCUGAACGGCCGCUUCGACCCUCAAUUCCCUGAACAAAACCUCUUGAACUACGCUCACCGCAAGGAUGGUAACAUGCCUUGGACCCAGCUCGGCAACGAGUGGAACAUUCACUACCCCAAGGUCGAUGACCUUCUUGGUGGAGUUAAGAGUCUGCACGAGAAGUGGUGGUCUCCCGAAGUCGAAGACCUCAAGCCUUACAUGGAGAGCUGGCGCUGGAGAAUGGAAGGUCACUACGAAGCCAGAGACCAGAUGUUCACCAAGGAAUACCAGAAGCACGGUCUCAAAGAGGAGUCAUAAUAGUCAGCAUGUUGUGGGAAAUAUUAGAUGGGGCGUUACAAGGCUGGUUUUCUGUUUUCUGCACGAUAUCCUGGUUAGAUCACAAUUGGAAAACAUAGGCGUCGAUGACUAUACAGGGCUCGGAGCCAUGGGAGGCAAGGGAGAUAUGCUUCUGCAUCAUUCGGUCUAAUCGACUGUUUCAAGGCUUGCUCAGCAGCCACUUUAACUCAUACGAACAUAAUGCAUUUAUUCAUAAUUCA